Zingiber officinale is the source of this 1644-nucleotide messenger RNA. Its product is annotated as nuclear transcription factor Y subunit C-4-like. The record is from RefSeq and is a predicted model, not a curated record. Gene Ontology annotation, cellular component: nucleus. The transcript has 4 exons. Bases 626 to 1402 code for a protein of 258 amino acids. Gene Ontology annotation, molecular function: DNA binding; DNA-binding transcription activator activity, RNA polymerase II-specific; protein heterodimerization activity. NCBI's taxonomy places the organism in Eukaryota, Viridiplantae, Streptophyta, Magnoliopsida, Zingiberales, Zingiberaceae. Gene Ontology annotation, biological process: regulation of DNA-templated transcription.
UUUAGUUGGAUCUCUUUCCGAUUGCUUUGGGAGCUCCUUUUCUUUUUCUUUUAAUUGAAGAGGGUACUCUGAGGGAUCGGGGUUAAAACUUGUUGCUUUUGUAACUUUUGGACGAGGAUAUAUCUAACGUUAGUGACUUAGUGUGUUACCGCAGGAAUGGUUUUCAUUUUUAUUUUGUUCUCCUCUUUGUUUAUUUCAUCGUAAUCAGUUUGUUUCUUUUUUGUUUAUUGCAUUGAAGUUCCUCUUGUUUAUAGGGACUUUAUCUCCUGGGUCAUGUAAUGGCUUGGCACUCUAGUUUUUUUUUAGCUUCAGUUUAAGCUCUAUAUUGUGUAGUUGGUGAUCAGGACAUGCAUCCAGGUUUUGGCUUGAGGAAUAGCCGGAUUUAUCUUUUGGCGCCGUCAGAAGCUGCAAUUUCUUGCUGAAGUAAAUUGUACGAUCGAUAAAUGGAUUUAAGGCAAAAUUUCACAAUAGUUGUACUCAAAAAGGAAAGAAACUCUAGUGUUUGAAAUCUGAGCAUCUUUUGUUGAAUCUGAAGAUUUGCAGAGGUCUUCUUAAUCUCCUUCAUUCGAAAGUUAUAUACAGACCAGUGCUUAAAGUAGCCAAGACUCUGUAGUGCACCAAGGCCAUGGAACAAUCAACACAGUCAACACAUCCCACUGUCGGAGUUGUUUCUGGUGCUGCCCAAAUAGCUUAUGCCGCCCCUAUGUAUCAGCCGGCUGCAGUAGCUACUGGACCUCCACCAAUGACUGGAGGAGCUAUACCAGCCAUAGCCCAAUUGACCUCUGAAUACCCCACUAACCCAGCCAACCUUGCAAGCCAGCAUCAACUUGCUUACCAGCAAGUCCAACAGUUUCAUCAUCAUCAACAACAACUCCAAGCUUUCUGGGCCAACCAGAUGUUAGAGAUAGAGCAGACCAAUGAUUACAAGAAUCAUAGUUUGCCGCUCGCUCGUAUAAAGAAGAUCAUGAAGGCAGACGAGGAUGUUCGGAUGAUCUCAGCUGAGGCACCAGUGGUCUUCGCCAAGGCUUGUGAAAUGUUUAUACUCGAACUUACUCUCAGAUCAUGGAUCCAUACCGAGGAGAACAAGAGGAGAACGCUGCAGAAGAACGAUAUCGCUGCUGCUAUAACCAGAACUGACAUUUUUGACUUCUUGGUUGAUAUAGUUCCAAGGGACGAGUUAAAGGACGACAACUUUGGGAUGGCAAGGGCCGGUGCAUUACCAGCUGUGGGUGCUCCUAACGAUUCAGUUCCCUACUACUAUGUACCAGCAGCACAAAUACCAGGUGAUCAAACGACCGCAGCUACUUUGUAUGCAGUUCCACAGCCCCACUUGGCUUACAUGUGGCAGCAGCCGCAGCUCCAGCCGCCGCCACAUCACCAGCAGGCAUCAGAUGAUGUGUAGAUUAAUUUGUAGUUUUUGAAUGCAAGCGGAGUGUUCACUGAAAGUAGCAUGCAACUUUUGAUAAUUCCUUUGCACAAGUGACUGCUGUUAUCUCACUUGUAGGCAAGCUCUUCUUUUGGCUGAAGCAGCAAGAAGACUGUCGAGAUAGAAAAGACAAAGCUUUGUUGAGCUUUCUUUAGGUUUUAAGCUGCAGUGUGGAUUGUCGUUUUUUACUCAUCUGUUUGAUUCUUAGGCAUUUUUAA